AUGGUGUUGGAAACUUUACUUUCUGUCACAGUACACAUCUUCAGAUCUUUUCUCGAGAAGAUCAUUUUCCAUCAUGGCGGUAACAGUCGCGGUCGUGAACUAGGAUGUCCUGAGCCGCCAAGUCGUGAGCCACUACCUGCAUCAUUUGCUGCUCCACCACCUGCUGUUCCUCCACCUGCUGCAUCUACUGCUCCACCACCUGCUGCAUCUCCUCCACCACCUGCUGCAUCUGCUGCUCGACUACCUGCUGCAUCUGCUGCUCCACCACCUGCUGCAUCUCCUCCACCACUUGAGCAACGAGGUCCUGUGGUCAAAAUUUCUGCUGCGUUGCUACCGCCUCGUCGUCGAUUUCGUCCUAGUGAAAUUCAGGUAAAUACAUUUUCAUUUCCCGAGAAAUAG
Messenger RNA from Magnolia sinica, 399 nucleotides. RefSeq names its product lysine-rich arabinogalactan protein 19-like. NCBI's taxonomy places the organism in Eukaryota, Viridiplantae, Streptophyta, Magnoliopsida, Magnoliales, Magnoliaceae. The transcript has 2 exons. The coding region runs from base 1 to 399 and encodes 132 amino acids. The record is from RefSeq and is a predicted model, not a curated record.